Musa acuminata subsp. malaccensis (wild Malaysian banana) is the source of this 1581-nucleotide messenger RNA. RefSeq names its product probable flavin-containing monooxygenase 1. The record is from RefSeq and is a predicted model, not a curated record. Gene Ontology annotation, molecular function: flavin adenine dinucleotide binding; N,N-dimethylaniline monooxygenase activity; NADP binding. NCBI's taxonomy places the organism in Eukaryota, Viridiplantae, Streptophyta, Magnoliopsida, Zingiberales, Musaceae.
AUGGAGAAGAAGCGGGUGGUUAUCGUGGGGGCGGGCAUCAGCGGCCUGGCGGCCUGCAAGCACGUGUUGGAGCGCGGCUUCUGCCCCGUCGUCUUCGAGGCCGAGGCUGGCGUCGGCGGCCUCUGGGCGCACACCCUGGCCUCCACCAGGCUCCAGUCCCCCAACUGGGAAUACCGGUUCACCGACUUCCCGUGGCCGGCGGGCGUCACGGAGACGUGCCCCCGGCACGAGCAGGUGCUGGGGUACCUGGAGUCGUACGCGCGCCACUUCGAUCUCCUCCGCUGGAUCAAGUUCGAGUCCAGGGUGGUCGCGGUCGAGUACGUGGGCGCGUCCGAGGAGGAGAUGGCGGCAUGGGAGCUAUGGGCCGGCAACGGCGCGGCCUUCGGUGGCGCCGCCAAAGGCGAGUGGCACGUCGCCGUGCAGCACAAGGGCCAUGACUCCACCGAGAUUUAUCGAGCGGAUUUCCUGAUCCUAUGCAUUGGGAGAUUUAGCGGCGUCCCAAAUUUCCCAAGUUUCCCACCAGACAAGGGACCUGAAGUGUUCGACGGAGAGGUCAUGCACUCAAUGGACUACUUCAACUUGGCGAACCCCACUGCUGCUGCUCUUAUCAAGGGAAAGCGAAUCAUAGUCUUCGGUUCAGGGAAAUCAGCAUUUGACAUCGCAUCAGAGUGCGCAGAUGUCAAUGGCGUUGACUUGCCAUGCACGAUGAUGCUUCGAACCAAGCGUUGGAUGGUUUAUGAAUCUGCUAUCGAAAGGUUUCCUCUCUACGAAUAUUUCUACCGCAGUCGCUUCUCAGAACUUCUCCUUCACAAGCCCGGGGAAGGAGUUCUGCUGAGUCUCCUGGCCACCUUCUUGGCACCUCUGAGAUGGCUAUUCUCAAAAAUCGCAGAAAUGUACUUCAAAUGGAAAAUGCCAUUGCAAAAACAUGGAAUGGUACCAGAACAUAGCUUCUUCCAAUCAGUCACUUCUUGUUUGAUUACAUUAAUGCCUGAAAAGUUCUACGAUAAAGUGGAAGAAGGGAGCAUCGUUCUGAAGAGACCACAGACUUUUAGCUUCUGUAAGAAUGGGUUAUCCAUAGACGGCGAAGGUGAACUAGUGGAGUCGGACUUGGCGAUAUUUGCUACUGGAUUCAAAGGAGACCAGAAGCUCAGAGACAUCUUCACAUCCAAAUGGUUUCAACAGAUUGUGGCAGGCUCAUCAAACACCACUAUUCCUCUCUACAGAGAAUGCAUCCAUCCGCGAAUUCCCCAACUAGCAAUUAUCGGGUACUCGGAGAGUUUGGCAAAUCUUCAUGCUUCGGAUAUGAGAAGUAAAUGGAUAAGCCAUUUCCUGGAUGGUCGUUUCAGGCUCCCAAGCAUACGAUGCAUGGAGAAGAACGUGCUGGAGUGGGAGAAGUACAUGAAACGAUACAAUCACAAGCAUUUUAGAGGAUCAUGCAUCGGCGGCAUUAACAUCUGGUAUAAUGAUCUGCUUUGUCGAGACAUGGGAUUUAACCCGAGGAGGAAGAAGAAGUUUAUAGCCGAAUGGUUUCUUCCUCAUGUGCCUGUUGAUUAUGCUGACCUUGAUUGUAGCGACAAGUGA